Molecule: messenger RNA, 1097 nt
Organism: Larimichthys crocea (large yellow croaker)
Lineage: Eukaryota; Metazoa; Chordata; Actinopteri; Sciaenidae
Gene: rbp4l
Product: retinol binding protein 4, like
Exons: 5
Coding region: 238-828 (196 amino acids)
Molecular function (GO): retinol transmembrane transporter activity; retinoid binding
Source: RefSeq, a predicted model, not a curated record
AUGGUAACUCUUGGGCAAGUUUGAACGUAGAAGCCAGAUUACGGUAAGGAUUUUAAGCCCAACAGGAUUACCUCUAGAUUUAAGCACCUUAUUUAGUUCUAAGCAAUGAAAAUCAGCCACAAGCUUGUCUGUAGAGUGUGUAUAUAAAGGCUGCUUCAGACGCAAAACCCAAUCUGGUGGAUAACCACGCACAGUUGUAGAAUUUGAAUCACUGUUCCUUCUUUGAGUCGUAACAGAAUGGGAUCCUCUAAGCUGGCCCUGCUGCUGGUCUUGCUGUCCUGUGUAGAGCGCUCUCUGUCUGCCUCCUGUGUUGUCGACAGCUUCACGGUCAAAGAGGACUUUGACCCCAAGAGGUACGCAGGUAAAUGGUACGCACUGCAGAAGAAAGAUCCAGAGGGCCUGUUCCUGCAGGACAACAUCUCAGCUGAGUACACCAUUGAUGAUGACGGCUCCAUGAUUGCCUCCUCCAAGGGACGUGUCACUCUGUUUGGCUUCUGGGUUGUGUGUGCUGACAUGGCCGCCCAGUACUCUGUCCCCGACCCCACCAUCCCCGGCAAGAUGUUCAUGAACUACCAGGGUCUGGCCAGCUACCUGUCCAGUGGAGGUGACAAUUACUGGGUGAUUGACACAGACUACGACAACUACGCCAUCACCUACGCCUGCCGUACCCUGAAGGACGACGGCACCUGUGACGACGGCUAUGCCAUUGUGUUCUCCAGAAACCCCCGUGGCCUGCCACCCGCCAUCCAGCGCACCGUCCGUCAGAAACAGGAUGACAUCUGCAUGACCGGACAGUUUCAACCCGUCCUGCAGUCCGGAGCCUGCUAAAGAGAAAGAGGGGAGGAGAGUGUGAAGCUAAGAGAGCCAGCUGGUUGCAAGCAAGAAGAGGGAGGAUGAGAGAGUGCAUGUGACAGUGUGUGUUGUGUAUGUGAGAGGGAUAAUAUGCAGUCAAUGGACAGAUAAAAAAAAAACAACUAAGAACGAGGAGGACACACAUUAUAAAAAAUGGAAAGACAGUGAAAGACCUUUUCAUUUCCUCCUCUUGCACUCUGUGUUCAUCCAUUGUUUGUCCAAAAUGUUUGUGAGUGUACAUGAAA